GUUUUUUACCCCAAUUUUGCACUUUCGGAUACUUCGAAUACGUACAUGUGUUGAUAAUCCGGAUAACACACCUCACCAUUUUUCACCAGUCAAGUUUGGAGUCGGAAUCUCAAUGCUGCGUGCAUUGACCGUUCAUGUUGGACGUUGGCCAUGCGGCGUGGGUGCGUCCACCGCAACAUCGCUUCGUCCACUUGGCAUGAUGAGCUUUGGAACCAAGUCGUCGACUGGUUCAAAUAACGAGAGCCGCUCGGUUUACGUCGGCAACGUGCCAAGUACAUGGACCGUGGCGGACGUCAGAACUGCCUUGGCGACGUGUGGCCCCAUCGAACGUGUGCACAUGGUCAAGGAUCGCAAUACCAAGGAAUUUCGAGGCUUCGCUUUUGUCGAGUUUGUGGACACUAUCGACGCCACCAACGCCGUCGAGUUUGGCGAGACUUUGGGCAAGCAUCGGCUUGUGGUCCGGCCGGCAGCUUCGACUUCAUCGUCACCAUCCACCAAGUCUCCCCGCGACAGCAGCACCAGGACAUCGUCGUCAUCGAAAUCUUCGUCCACGACCCUUCUUCCUCACUCCAAGGACGAUACCACCCCCACCGUCUACUUCGGGAACCUGCCGCAUGGCGGGUCGACCGACGACGUGGUGUCGUUGUUUGCCGCCUGUGGCCCCAUUCGACACGUCCAUGUAGUUAAAGACUCUGUCAACCAGUCCAGAGGCUACGGCUCGGUGGAAUUUGAAGACGUCGCGUCUGUGACCGCGGCGUUGGCACUGGGUGGGCGGACAGACGUCGCCACCACCGAGCGCAACCGCCCGCUUAUAGUCAAGCGGCCCCACCAGACAAAAAUAGUCGGCGCCCCUUCAACGGUGGUGCUCGUCAAGUCGCUGGCUCCGGACACGACGGUGGAAGCGGUGGCGGAGGCGAUCUCCGCGACCGGCGCGAACGUGGCCCACGUGCACCUACAUAAGGAUAAGCAUACCAAACAGCCCAAGGGCACGGGGUAUGUGAUCCUGCAUGACACGGAGAGCAUGAAGAAAGCAACCAGCGUGCGUCAGAUCAACGACCACGACGUCCGGGUGGUGAUCGCCCAAGACAUUCCGGGCAUGGCAAAAACGCUGUACCUGGGCAACCUCCCGACCACAGCCACGGAGGACGACGUCCGCGACCUGUUCAGCAGCUGCGGCCCCAUCUACCAAGUGCGACUGGCGCAACGAUCAGGCUCUCCUCGUGUGUAUGCGCAUGUCCAGUUCGCAUCCGGGGCGUCCUUGGCAGCUGCCCGCCGCAUCAACGCGCCUACGAUCGGCGGCAAAAAGCUGUUUGUCCAAGUCGCGCUGGACGAGUAGUUAGAAUCCGUAGACUCCAUCGUAGUAGUACAUCGACCAAGCGACGGUGUUGUAUGUCUACUGUAAGUCGAGUAGUACAAGUGAUGGACCACCCAAUCGCUUUAUUUUAGCCAAUCAGAUGCAAAUAUGUACUUAUUUGAACCAAUCACAUGCAUAUAUACUACAA
Messenger RNA from Aphanomyces astaci, 1502 nucleotides. RefSeq lists its product as hypothetical. The transcript has a single exon. Gene Ontology annotation, molecular function: RNA binding. The coding region runs from base 113 to 1336 and encodes 407 amino acids. The record is from RefSeq and is a predicted model, not a curated record. NCBI's taxonomy places the organism in Eukaryota, Oomycota, Saprolegniomycetes, Saprolegniales, Verrucalvaceae.